Messenger RNA from Morchella importuna, 960 nucleotides. RefSeq lists its product as uncharacterized. The coding region runs from base 1 to 960 and encodes 319 amino acids. The transcript is spliced from 4 exons. Lineage: Eukaryota; Fungi; Ascomycota; Pezizomycetes; Pezizales; Morchellaceae. The record is from RefSeq and is a predicted model, not a curated record.
AUGACGAAAUUAGAUCCUAAAGUUCUGAGUGCCCUUGCUCUCCAAUCCGAUACCACUACUAUUGCGCCAUUCGGCGGUAGCGGAUUCGCAUCCACACUCAAGAUCUCCACGGUUCUUGCGGAAGGGAAGAAGAAAUGCUUUUUUAUGAAGACCGGGGAUGGCAAGGACGCAGAAACAAUGUUUCAAGGUGAAUUCGAGUCUUUAAACACAAUCCACAAUGCAGUACCAUCACUAUGCCCCAAAGCCUUCUCACACGGAGCCUUCGAGUCUAAGCCUGGCUACUAUCUCGUGACUGAUUUUAUCAACCUUUACAGACACUCAUCGUCAUCUGGUGAGACUUUAGCACAUAAAAUGGCAAAGCUGCACCUCGCGCCGCAGGCGGAAAAAUAUAAUAAUAAAUUCGGUUUUCCUGUGCCGACGUGCUGUGGUUCCACGGUUCAGGAUAAUACAUGGGAAGAUGACUGGGCCGAGUUCUUUGGUAAACGAAGAUUGAUGCAUAUUCUCGCUGAAAGCGAGGCGAAAAACGGAACCGACAAGGUGUUGAGGGAGUGGGUAGAGAAGACGGUGGACACUGUAGUGCCAAGACUGUUAGGGGUGCUUGAGAAUGUGAAGCCGGCUCUUGUUCAUGGGGACCUAUGGAGCGGAAAUGCGUCCAAGGGGUGCUUUGGAGAGAAUGGGGAAAACGGAGACCCAGAGGAUGUCGUCUUUGACCCUUCGGCUUGCUAUGCACAUAACGAGUAUGAGUUUGGGAUUAUGAAGAUGUUUGGUGGUUUUGGGCCAAAAUUCUUCAACGAAUACCAUGAACAUAUCCCAAAAGCCGAGCCUGUCAAAGAGUAUGACGAUCGUGCCGAGCUUUACCAGCUUUAUCACCAAUUGAAUCAUCAUGCACUAUUCGGGAGCGGAUACAAAUCAGGCGCUAUUAGUACUAUGAAACGUCUAUAUACAAAAUAUGGGGGGUAA